UAUCUUUACAGUUGGAGAGCAGUUUGCAGUUAUAGAGCAUGGCUACAAAUCAUUAACAGUCACGUCCAGGAAUACUUCAAGUUUGUAACGGAUGCGACGCGUAGUGCUCGUGUCUUCAUCUUCUACCGCUGCAGUCCGUCCGUCGCCAUGGCUCAACAAGGUGCAACGCUGCAGAACUACAACAAUGAGCUGGUCAAGUGUAUUGAGGAUCUGCGUGAGAAGCGUGAGGAGGUGAAUCGUGCGAUGCUCAAGGAGGAGGAGGAGAAGGCCAAGAUCCAGAAAGACCUGACCAUCCUCACCGACAGACUCAGCAAGAUCAACGAAGCGCUGGCCAGGAAAACACAAGCGCGUAACGAGUACGAUCGCACCAUCCAGGAGACAGAGGCCGCCUACAUGAAGAUCCUCGAGAGCUCGCAGACUCUACUGCACGUACUUAAGCGCGAGACUGUGCAGCUCACCAAGAAGAAGCAGACGUCGUCGUAGCUCUUCAACUUGGCUACAACAGCUGCUUAAACGUUGAUAUAAACUAUAUGCAAACCACUCC
This is a messenger RNA of Phytophthora nicotianae INRA-310, 544 nucleotides long. RefSeq lists its product as hypothetical. The transcript has a single exon. Gene Ontology annotation, cellular component: ciliary basal body; centrosome. The coding region runs from base 148 to 483 and encodes 111 amino acids. Lineage: Eukaryota; Oomycota; Peronosporomycetes; Peronosporales; Peronosporaceae. The record is from RefSeq and is a predicted model, not a curated record.